AUGGUCCGCUACCGUCGAGUGGGCCAGCCUAUGGUGGCGCGUCAGCUUCUCGACGUGGCGCAUAUUUCACCGCGUUCCGUAGCACUCCUCGAGUCCAAGACCCUUUGCGAGUCGUUGCCUGUACUCAUAGACCCGAGGCGAAAUGAUUGGAGUACACUCGAGUCUCUAAAGGGCUAUUUUCGCCUUUCCUCUUUCGCUCUGCCACCCGAGUGCAUUACGCCAGCGCCCGACGCCUUAGGCGACGACUCGUCCGAGUGGCUGAUCUACUGUCUGUUGGCUCUCCUGAUCCACCUCAUCAUUUUGAUCGCCACCUUUAGGCGUGCAGGUAUGCCCCCUGUCCCCGUACGGCCACAGGAGAAACCUCAGCCAACAAGUUCUGCACUCAAGGACUCCAUGUCGGAAGAGUUGAUUGGCGAAGUUGACCUCUUGCAGCAAUCGCUAGCUCGAUUCCCCCCUGCGUCUACUCCAAUUACUCAAGAUGAUGAUGCACGGCACACCUCUCUUUCACGAUGGCUUGACUUCACACAGGAUACAAACGGGCCUUCUUUCCAACGUCCGAAUAGGAUUGGCCACUCUCUUCCAUCGUCCUCAUCCCAUCCGAUCAGAUUACACGAUGCUUCUCCAUUGUAUCGAUCCAACAUCGCGCGCAACCAGGCAUAUGGCAACCCGACAACACAUACAGAGACCCAACGUGCCUCUUUACCACGGCAGCUGGUCUUGGUGAGACAUAGGGACAGAGCGCACUCUGAUGAGAGUAAUUAUUCCAAUUUGUCGUCUCCAUUCGGUAUCCUCCCUUCCCAACUUGCCUCUCCAUCUGUUGGACCAGUAAUUAUCGAGGACUGA
Messenger RNA from Serendipita indica DSM 11827, 843 nucleotides. The record is from the annotation of a GenBank genome assembly. Lineage: Eukaryota; Fungi; Basidiomycota; Agaricomycetes; Sebacinales; Serendipitaceae.